AUGAGUCGACAGUGCUACACCUCCAGCUCUCUCCUGGGAAGACGGGGCUUUUCCUCCGCGUCCGCCGUCUGCGGCCUCGGCCGGGGCAACAGCAGCUCAGCCUCCGUCUGCCAGCCGGUGGGACGGAGCGGGGUCUACGGCGGUGCCAGCGUCGGACGUUGCGGCGUGGCUUACGGCGGAGGCCGCUUUGGCAUGGGCACGGUCGUGGGGUUUGGUAACUGCGGAAGCUACGGGGGCCUGGGCAGCUACAGAGGUCUCGGGGACGGCGUGGCUAUCGGAGGCUUCGGCGGCGGCAUUGGCAUCAGCCUCGGCGGAGGUAGAUCUGAAGGGAUUCGGGGCGUCAGCAUCCACCCGGAGCUCCUCAAGCCCCUCUGCGUGGGGGUCGACCCCGAGGAGUGCCAAGUGCGGACCCACGAGAAAGAGCAGAUCAAGAACCUCAACAACCAGUUCGCCUGCUUCAUCGACAAGGUCCGGCUGCUGGAGCAGCAGAACAAGGUGCUGACCACCAAGUGGGAGCUGCUGCAGCAGUAUGUCGUCCCAGCUUCCAGGAGAAACCUGGAGCCCGUUUUCGAGAACUUCAUCUGCAACCUGAGGAAGCAGCUGGAGUGUGUGCUGGGGGAGCGAGAGAGGCUGGAAAACGAGGAGCGGUGCCUGAGGGACCUGGUUCAAGAGUACAAGUGCAAAUAUGAAGAUGAGAUUAACAAGCGCACGGCUGCGGAGAACGAGUUUGUGGUCCUCAAGAAGGACGUGGACUGUCUCUACCUGACCAAGGAGGAGCUGGAGGUGAGAGUGGGCCUCCUGCGGCAGCAGCUGGAGUUCCUGAAGUGCAUCUACGCCGAGGAGAGAGCUCAGCUGGAUUGCCAGCUGUGUGACACCUCUGUCAUCGUGCAAAUGGACAACAGCCGGGACCUGGACAUGGAGGGCAUCAUCAAAAGCGUUGAGUGCUGCUACGAGGAGAUUGCCCAGAAGAGCAAGGCUGAAGUGGAGGCUUUCUACCAAACCAGACUGGAGGAGCUCCACAGCAGCAGGGGCAAGUUCUGCGACGACCUGAGAAACAACCAGAGCGAGAUAGCCGAGCUGAACCGGAUGAUCCAGAAACUGCAGUGCGAGUCGGAUAACGUGAAGAAACAGAUCGCAGCUCUGCAAACGGCCAUCUGCGACGCUGAGCAGCGGGGCGACUGCGCCCUCAAAGAUGCCCGGCAGAAGCUGAUUGACCUGCAGACCGCACUGCAGCAAGCCAAGGACAAGAUGGCAUGCUUGCUGAGAGACUACCAGGAGCUGCUGAACGUCAAACUGGCCCUGGACAUUGAGAUUGCCACUUACAGGACGCUGCUGGAAGGAGAAGAGAGCAGGUAG
Fulmarus glacialis (Northern fulmar) is the source of this 1356-nucleotide messenger RNA. RefSeq names its product keratin, type II cytoskeletal 6B-like. Bases 1 to 1356 code for a protein of 451 amino acids. Gene Ontology annotation, molecular function: structural constituent of skin epidermis. Gene Ontology annotation, cellular component: keratin filament. Lineage: Eukaryota; Metazoa; Chordata; Aves; Procellariiformes; Procellariidae. Gene Ontology annotation, biological process: keratinization; intermediate filament organization. The transcript is spliced from 8 exons. The record is from RefSeq and is a predicted model, not a curated record.